AUGGAGCUGCUGCCGGCGCCGCUGCGGGACAUGGACCUGUCGGGCCCCGACGGGUCCCUCUGCUCCUUCGCGGGGGCGGCCGCGGGCGACGACUUCUACGACGACCCGUGCUUCGACUCCCCGGACCUGCGCUUCUUCGAGGACCUGGACCCGCGGCUGGUGCACGUGGGCGCGCUCCUGAAGGCCGACGAGCCGGCGGCCCCGGCGGCCUUGGGGCCGGCCGCCCCGUCGGGGCGCGAGGACGAGCACGUGCGGGCGCCCAGCGGCCACCACCAGGCCGGCCGCUGCCUCCUGUGGGCCUGCAAGGCUUGCAAGCGCAAGACCACCAACGCCGACCGGCGCAAGGCGGCCACCAUGCGCGAGCGGCGCCGGCUCAGCAAGGUCAACGAGGCCUUCGAGACCCUGAAGCGCUGCACGUCCAGCAACCCCAACCAGCGGCUGCCCAAGGUGGAGAUCCUGCGCAACGCCAUCCGCUACAUCGAGGGGCUGCAGGCGCUGCUGCGGGACCAGGACGGCGCCGCCCCGGGCCCCGGCGCCCCCUUCUACCCGGCCGGGGCCGCGCCCGCCGCCCGCCCCGUCGAACAUUACAGCGGGGACUCGGACGCCUCGAGCCCGCGCUCCAGCUGCUCCGACGGCAUGAUGGACUACAGCGGCCCCCCCUGCGUCCCCCGGAGGAGGAGCGGCUUCGACAGCAGCUACUACACCGAGACACAGAAUGAUGCCAAAGUCGGGAAGGUCUCGCUGGUGUCCAGCCUGGACUGCCUCUCCAGCAUCGUGGAGCGGAUAUCGACCGAGAGCUCCAGCUGCCCCGUGCUGCCCCUGGGGGAGGCGGGGGGCGAAGGGGCGCCCUGCUCGCCCCCGGAGGGCACCACCCUGAGCGAGAGCGGCGCCCAGAUCCCCUCCCCGACGCCCUGCGGCCAGCUCCCCGGGGCCGGGGGCGGGGGCGGCCUCGGAGACCCCGUCUACCACGUGCUGUGA
Molecule: messenger RNA, 978 nt
Organism: Tachyglossus aculeatus (Australian echidna)
Lineage: Eukaryota; Metazoa; Chordata; Mammalia; Monotremata; Tachyglossidae
Gene: MYOD1
Product: myogenic differentiation 1
Exons: 3
Coding region: 1-978 (325 amino acids)
Biological process (GO): regulation of transcription by RNA polymerase II; muscle organ development; positive regulation of myoblast differentiation
Molecular function (GO): protein dimerization activity; RNA polymerase II cis-regulatory region sequence-specific DNA binding; DNA-binding transcription factor activity, RNA polymerase II-specific
Source: RefSeq, a predicted model, not a curated record